AUAAAUGGUAAUCGGCUGCAAAAACGCACCGUUUAAUGGACGGACCCACCCGGACAAUUCAAAUUUAGGUCAUGGCCGCCAUGGAAAUAGAUUCUCCGAACUCUGCUUCUUCCACUGUUUCGACCCCUGAGGCUUUCUCUCUCCUCUUGUCGCGAGCAUGGCAGAGACCAGCACCACCGAAUCGCCCCACGACGAUCUCUUCUCCUCCGUGAUCUCCGAUAUCAGAACCUACACCGGCGACGAUCCGCUUCUCCCGUGGAUCCGUGGGAUCAGGAGGAUGAAGGAGCGUCUUCCUCUUCAGGUCCUGAAAGAGAAGCUCCCUAGGUUUCUCCAGAAGUGCGCCGAGAAGUUCCAGUCGGACCGCCGUUACAGGAACGACUUGCGUUACCUUCGUGUCUGGUUACAGUUGAUGGAUUAUGUCGACGAUCCAAAGGUGCUUUUGAGAGCAAUGGAGAUGAAUCGCAUCGGGAUGAAGCGGUCUCUCUUCUACCAGGCAUACGCUCUUUACUUUGAGAAGAUGAAGAAAUUCGAGGAAGCUGACAAGAUUUAUCACUUAGGAGUGCAAAACCUUGCUGAACCGGCGGAUGAGCUGCAGAAAUCAUAUGAGCAAUUUCUCCAUCGGUUGGAGAGACACACGAUUAAGAGGAUUCAGCAUCAAGAAAGGAGAGCCAACAAGGAAAACAUCUGCCACUCCUAUGGAAGGCAUGAUGGGACAUACCACGACAGUAACACUAAGCAAUCGGUUUCUCAGGACAAAAACGUAGACACUGACCACAUUCGGGAGGAAAAGUCUCAAAAUGGUAAGCCACUAGCAGAAUCAAGAACAGAUGGGAUUGCGGGAAAGGAAUGGGGCGGAAGGAUGGAACUUAGAAAAACAUCAAACCAGCAACUGACUGAGGAAAAGAAAGUGGAGGAACCUGCCAUAUCUUACCGUGAUUCUGUAGCGGUAAAGUUGGUGGAUACCGCCCUCAUUGGAAAGCCUGAGGAAGAAGAUGCAUGCCAUCAUGGACUGGUGGAGCCAACAAUAAACAUGAAGGAGGCAAUGAAUGCCAUCAACAGCAUGUUCAGAGAGCCAAUUGUGUCAAUGCCAGUUGGCAGAGGAUCGCUUAGGAGGCACAAAAGGGAAAAGCAGAGUUCCGGCAGCAAUUCCAAGGCUUUUGUUGAUGAAAACCUGGAGAAGCAAGUUGAAGCAUCUAAAGAUCAGAAUCGGGAGAAGAGUUGUUCACUUCGGCACACACAAUCCACACUUCGUCAGCCUCAAGAGGAAGGAUUUCAAAUAUACAUUGACGAAGAAGGCAAUGAUGAUGGAAAGGAAAAUGGAGACUUGGAGCAGGAUCAAGCACAAAAUUUCUCCGCUUCACAUGUGAGUGGUUUCGUGUUUCCUCGACCAAAUGAUCUUGCUCCUGAAUCCUCCAAUGAGCUGGGUAUAGCAAGCUCAUCCAGAGGAAAGUUCAGAGAGGAUACAGUCGUUGGCAAGUUUGUUGGCUCUACCAUAUUGGAUGAGCCAGUCGUGGAGAAUGUUUGCCACCAUGGCCUAGUAGAACCCACCAUCAACUUGAAAGAGGCCAUGGAGGACAUAAAUAACAUGUUUGGAAAGCCAAUAGAAUUUGUAAGAACUAGAAGAUCAAAGAAACGGGAAAAAUUACGGGAGCAGGAAAAUUGUAGUGGAUUUCUGAUUCUUCCUGACGAUGAAUUGGAAAGUGAACAAUUUGAGGAUCCAGGAAUAUCAGCUGCAAAAGCUUUCGACAGGCAAAGCGAUGUUGGGUUUUCAAUUCUUUCUGAUGACGUCAAACAUCCUGAACAUAAGGUGGCCCUACAACCAUCAAGAAAACCAGGAGAAAUUGACUUGUUUGAGCCAACUGUCUUUACUAAGGAGGCCAUGGAUGAUAUUAGUAAGAUGUUUGGAAUGCCAUUGGAUUUCUAAGAAACUCUGGUACUGAUUCAGAUGAUACCUACCUAUACAGUAGUAGGUUGAGUACUGCUGUAUUAAAACGUUUUCAUAUAUUGGACGACGGGUGUAUUGAAUUGUCAAAUUGUUGAAUGUAAUUCAUGGUAGUAGUGUUUUUUUUUUCCCUUAGUCUACACUUCAAUUAAACUGUACUUUUGUCUCGGGGGCUAACAGCGAGAACUGAUGGGAUCUAGGGUUCUGCGUUGCAUCAGAAA
This is a messenger RNA of Rhodamnia argentea, 2163 nucleotides long. Its product is annotated as probable inactive serine/threonine-protein kinase bub1. The coding region runs from base 158 to 1924 and encodes 588 amino acids. The transcript has 5 exons. Lineage: Eukaryota; Viridiplantae; Streptophyta; Magnoliopsida; Myrtales; Myrtaceae. Gene Ontology annotation, biological process: meiotic sister chromatid cohesion, centromeric; mitotic spindle assembly checkpoint signaling. Gene Ontology annotation, molecular function: protein kinase activity. The record is from RefSeq and is a predicted model, not a curated record.